Molecule: messenger RNA, 387 nt
Organism: Loa loa (African eye worm)
Lineage: Eukaryota; Metazoa; Nematoda; Chromadorea; Rhabditida; Onchocercidae
Exons: 1
Source: RefSeq, a predicted model, not a curated record
AGCGGGAAUUUUCAUUGGGGGUUAAAGCGAUUACUCGAGUAUGUUUUUCCCGGCAGCUGACUUCGUCCAGCGAUAAAUGUAUUGCUUUAAAAAUUGCUCAAAGAAACUCAUCCAUACCGAAUAGGAGUGCACAAGAUGUUGCUGUUAUACAUACAUACUUGUGUACAGCCAAACAUGCACAUACACACACACACACACACACACACACACACAUACACAUACACACACACACACACACACAAACACAUACACAAACAGAAGCACAUGAUGCAGAUGACGAGAAUAAUGUUCGCUAUUGCAAGCGUUGUUGAUCAUUCGCCUUGCAAACUUUUCAUCAACUUCUCAAUCAAAACAUAAGAAGAACUGAACUGAACACUGAACCAGUUC